This is a messenger RNA of Necator americanus (New World hookworm), 345 nucleotides long. RefSeq lists its product as uncharacterized. The transcript has a single exon. Bases 1 to 345 code for a protein of 114 amino acids. The record is from RefSeq and is a predicted model, not a curated record. Lineage: Eukaryota; Metazoa; Nematoda; Chromadorea; Rhabditida; Ancylostomatidae.
AUGACGUUGCACUCGCAAUUUGCGGAGAAUUUUCCGUCACGAAAUGUAGGCGGUUUUGGUUUUGUUGUGCACCCAUCUGUCGUCCAUCUUGUCGAUUCUUACGAGAUCCUGUUACCUCAUCUGGUCAUUCUUUGCCUCCGCCCUCUGCACCAAAAGUCCGUCAGCAUCAUCAACUGCUACUCACCAACAUCAGCAGUUGGUGAAUCCGAAUUGCACGCGUUUUACGAAGAGCUGGAGGAAGUGGUCCGCAACGAGAAGUCCUUCUUCAAAUUCAUCGUCGGGGAUUUCAACGCAAAACUAGGAAAGGCUGCAGAAGAGAGUAGAGGAUCGGAAGAUUUGGACUAG